AUGGCCUUCGACAGAUCGCAGUUCAGACCCAGGAGCGUGCGCAAGACGUUGGUGGCGCCGGCGCGGCCGACUGCGAGGGAGAACGAGUGGCUCCCUCUGAGCAAUUUGGACCGCGUGGUGACUCCGACGUUCAGCAGCGUGAUCCACUUCUACGAGAGCGCCAUCACCGCGAGCCGCAGUUUCGAGAGCGUGGUGAGGGAUCUGAGGCAGUCGCUGGCCGAGGUGCUGGUGCACUUCUUCCCGCUCGGCGGCAGGCUGAAGCUCCGAGACGACGGACUCAUGGACCUGCACUGCAACGACGAAGGCGCGGUGUUCGUGACGGCGACGCUGCGGCAGACGUUGGGCGAGCUCGGGGGCCCGCGCACCAUGGACGGGCUGUCGGGCCUGGAGAUCGCCAGGCUUGGACGCGGCCCGAUCUACAUCCCCGACCAGCUGACGCCGAUCGCCACCCUCGUGGUGCAAGUUACGCAGUUCCUGUGCGGCGCAGUCGCGAUUGCCACCAACUGGCACCACUCCGUAGCCGACGGCUCUUCGGGCUGUCACUUCAUUAAAUCCUGGAGCGAGGUGGCCACGGGCUGCGGCCUGUCGGUCGAGCCCAACCACGAGCGAAUGCUUCUGAAUCCCCGACCGAAUCCCGAUCCGAGCCUUGUGCAAGGCUACAGCACCAAAUCCUCGCACAGUCUGAACCGGGUCAAUCUGGAAGUGCAGAAUUCCGACGGCCCCAGGGCCCUGGAGCCUCCUGUUCUGGGUACCUUCGACCUCGACAAGGAAAUCGUUCUCAGGCUGAAGGAUAAGGUGAAUUUCGAGAGCGAGGAGGAUGAUAAUUCGAUGAGGAAAUUCACUUCGGCGGAGAGUAUUACCGGCACGCUUUGGCAACAAAUGGCGAGGGCCAGAAGCGAGGGCCGAGCUGAGAAAUUCGAUCCGGACCACCAGCAACAGCAGCAGCAGACGAUGACCAGAUUCUUCAUGUUCGUCGACGGGCGCAAGAAGCUGAACAUGCCGCCAGGGUACUUCGGCAACGUUGUGUGCAGCGCUUGCGCCGUCAGCACGGAGGGCGAGAUUCUGCAGAGGCCCGCGGCCUACGCGGCGGGGCUGAUCCGCAAGGCCUGCGCGAACGUGAGCGCGGAUUAUUUCCGUUCGUUGAUCGAUUGGGUCGAGGUGCAGGGAACGACGCCGUCCAAGUCCGAGCACGUGAAUUCCGUGGGCCGUGACGUCGCGGCCACUUUCUGGACGUUCUUCCCGUUGUACGAGAUGGACUUCGGACUCGGCAGGCCCUCGUUCGCAGCUCGAAACUCUCCAGCGAGGCCUCUCAUCGACGGGAUCGCCAUGAUGCCCAGCCCUCGAGGCCCCGGCCACAUGAUCGCCCUGCUAAACCUUCACCGGGACAGGAUGACCAGAAUCCAGAAGGAUCCUGAAUUUUCCUCCAUCUUCUCCUCCAUACCCACCGCGACAGCGUAA
This is a messenger RNA of Marchantia polymorpha subsp. ruderalis, 1458 nucleotides long. Lineage: Eukaryota; Viridiplantae; Streptophyta; Marchantiopsida; Marchantiales; Marchantiaceae. The record is from the annotation of a GenBank genome assembly.